CCUCGACCAUCGCUGAAUCCGCCAAGCACCGAGCGACCGACGAACGGCCAAAUUCACUUUUGUGUCGUUCACAGAAGGAUUCAGUUGUCUGUCGACCUUCGUUAACUCGAACGGGGACAGAAGACGCAGCGCCCUGCACGCGUGCCGAUUUACCGGUCAGGGUGCUGUUGUGCCUUUGGUUCUCAAACCAUCGACACAGCCGGGAGGACACCCAUCACUUAGCGGUCGGAAUUGUUUGAUCUCGGUCGGUUCCCGCUAGUGUUUCGACGUUCCUUUUCUUAUCUCUUCUAAUCAUUGACUCCUUCAUCCCGUCGUGCUCGCGACCGUACAUCGAGCCUCUCAGCUCUACCUGGAUAAGGCUUUGGUUACUGCAAGCCAACAGAGAGCCGGCGACUCCCUUUUUGUCUGGCCCGGGCAUUCUCGACGGUCAUUCGAGUCGCUCCAUCCCGACACGAAAUUCUCUCAGUGUAGACGACGGAACCUACACUCUAUGGCUCAACGGCUAUACUAGAUCUCGACCCUCCCACACAUCGAGAUCCUUCAACUCUUCGGCUCUGGAGGUUCCGGCACGGCGUGGCCUAACCCCCCACCCAGUUUGCCCUUCUCCAGCUGCUUGAAGCAGUUCGAUCUUCUCACCGCUUUCUCAACUUUUUUUUCCGACUCGACUCAUCCAGAGCCAAAAUGCCUGGUGGCGUUUGUGCCGUGCUCGACUAUGAAGUCGAGCUCAUGGCCGACUACGUCUCUGAGAUGGCGACGCGUAUCGUCAUGCCCCAGCGGCAGGUCAACCCGGCGUUCCGCAAGUUCGUCUCGCAAAUCUUGACUUCGACGCGGCUACCGAGCACUACAAUCCUCCUGGGCAUGAAUUACCUGGCCAAGCGCAUCAACAUGAUGCACGCUGCAGGGCAGACCAACCACACCGAAGGUCAGAUCUGGCGUAUGCUCACCAUCUCGUUGCUUCUGGGGAGCAAGUUUCUGGACGACAACACGUUCCAGAACAAGUCUUGGUCAGAGGUGAGCGGAAUUCCGGUACAGGAGCUCAACACUCUGGAAUACGAGUGGCUAGGCGCCAUCCACUGGUGUCUCUAUGUCAACCUGGACGGGAGCAAAGAUUACCAGGCUUGGCUGUCGAACUGGAAGGAGUGGCAAGAGACCAAGAAGAGGCAGCAGCAAGCCAGCCGCGAUCGCAUGCUCGGUCUUGCAUCGCCUGUCGAGCCGGAUCUGUCACGGACCCGUGCCCAGCAGCUCUACUCCGCUUGGCACCAGCAGCAGGUGGCCGAGUAUGAACGCCUGUCCAGCGCGAAGCGCAACCAGGUGCCGCCUACGGCCGCGUACCGGCAUGACCCAUCUGCGUGGGCAUAUUCUUUCGCUCCCUGGUCCCAAGCGGCUCCGCUUACGCCUCCUGACUCGGGAUAUGGCACUCCCGAGUACGCCAAUUCGACCGCCCUUGUCAAUUCGAGCUACGCUGAGUGGUUUGAUGGCGCGCUAUUGGGCAGCAACGUCGCGUCGAGACACUACCCGCAGCCCCCGCCCUACAGCGGUUUCCGUCAUGGCAAUCAUGCAUCGCGGAACCCCUUGAGCUAUGGUGGCUACUAUGGCUACGGUCACAACAUCUGGGAGCACCCGGGCGUUGCGGACUGCAACUGUGGCAGCUGCGGUGGUAUGCAUCACAAGACCGUCGGCUACUUUGGCGCCCACGCGUACGGGCAGGCUGUGGUCGGCUGAUGCUGACGCCCGGCUGCUGCGCCAUUGAGUUGGUCAAUUCGUCGGCGCGUUUCGGCGUUCUCGUCACUCAAUUCGAUUAGACGCUUAUCUUGGGCGCAAUGCUGCUCUUCCGUUGCAUCGUCUUACGAGACGCGGGUUUCAUUCCAGGCUCAUCGGACAUUCGAUACGUUUGCAUUCAGAUACCCCGAGCGACUGUCCGGACGCGAUAGGCCUUACGCCGCUGGUGAUCCGUAUGAUCCACGGCCUUGCUUUUAUUCAACUUGCCACGUCGCCUUCUCCUAUGUGUACGGCUGGACGCUGGCUCACAUUCGGCAAGGCGCGGCAUCCCAGCAGCCUUGCGCGUCCUAUUUCACUUUUUCGGUCCGCAGCCCGUCGUCCUCGACUAAUGAAACUCUUUUUCUCGGUAUACCGGUUCAUUUCAUAACAUAAAUCGGCGUUUUUCUCGGCUUUGAAUACCAUCGUGCUUUCGCUUCGGGCUUCAUCAUAGAUUUGGCGAACCGGCUUCUUUCUCGGCAUUCUCGAAGUUUCAUCUUCCCCAUUUUUUUCGAGGUUCAAGCUGAGUGGACCAAGUCGAUCCAGAGGGUCAUGGCUGUCAGUGGCAGGUCAUCGAGCUUCCAGACUCGUGGCUGUCAUGUGUGCUACGGCCCCGCGUUCUCCCACUUCACUCGUUCUUUUCCAAAAUCAGAUAUCAUUCAUGAUGGUCACUCAGCAGAACGCGGGCGCGCUACUUGGACAACGGCAUAACGGACACGGUUCCAGCAUAUCAAAUCUGAUGUCCGUUAUUGCAUUGUGACGUGCUCACCCGACUUGGCGCCCAUUACAAUCCCAUCAUUUUCCGCCUUGUUCUGAUCAAAAAAGUUUGCUGGUUUCAUGAGUACAUAUCUGGUGCUAUCUCAAGGGUAUCAGUCGGUUUGUGCGGGAUUGGGUUACGAGGGGUGAAAAGUUGGACUUUCAAUAGCCUCAUUUGGCUCUUCUCCUACUUCUUGGGGCUGUGCUAUGGAGGUAUCAUGCUUCAUUGCUUCAUUGUUCUUCUAAUUGCUUCUGCUUUCUUAUACCAGCUGAGGCUCGCUCAGUGACUUUGGCUCCUCGGGAUGCUAGUGGCUUCCGGCAGAGGAAGAGGAUCCAAUCACUGGCAUGUUAGCGGCGCAGUUGGCUUCUUCUUUUUUCUCUUUUCCCUUUUCUUGUUCUUUUCCUGAACGUGGCUAGAAAAGGGUUUGGAAUCGGUGUUGCGCGUAUUCCAAAUUAGAGGGAGUUGUGUGAGGGGAGCUCAGGGAGGAUUGAGCAGAAGACAGCUGUUUCUUCUUGUCGCUGUUCAAGGUUUUCGGAGGCUACUGCCGAGAGGCAUGGACCUUCCUUUGUUUUGUUACCAUUACCUGGGAUCACGACUUGACGAAUUUGGGGUUGAAGGAUCAGAAGAUGGGAUGACUCGAGAUUGGGAUGUUAGGGAAAGGUUUACUUGAUCGAAGCGCUGGGGUUGGGGUGUUUCAGGAGUGAAGAAGAGGAGACACAGGAGCUUUUAGCCAGGCGAUGGCAGACGUUUGUCGCGAUACUCGGACUUGAAGCUGAGUGUCGGGGCAUGCGUCCAUGUCAAUGACAGCCUGCCAGCGCAGGACUUUUCCUGGUCUGGAUCGUUGGACUAGACCGGCCUUGAUAUAACGAGACAAUAAAAAACCGAUUCAAGCGCUUUUGCCGAGGCGU
Molecule: messenger RNA, 3420 nt
Organism: Thermothelomyces thermophilus ATCC 42464
Lineage: Eukaryota; Fungi; Ascomycota; Sordariomycetes; Sordariales; Chaetomiaceae
Exons: 2
Coding region: 682-1722 (346 amino acids)
Biological process (GO): regulation of cyclin-dependent protein serine/threonine kinase activity
Cellular component (GO): cyclin-dependent protein kinase holoenzyme complex; nucleus
Molecular function (GO): protein kinase binding; cyclin-dependent protein serine/threonine kinase regulator activity
Source: RefSeq, a predicted model, not a curated record